Zalophus californianus (California sea lion) is the source of this 2602-nucleotide messenger RNA. RefSeq names its product transducin beta like 3 (gene TBL3). Gene Ontology annotation, biological process: endonucleolytic cleavage to generate mature 5'-end of SSU-rRNA from (SSU-rRNA, 5.8S rRNA, LSU-rRNA); endonucleolytic cleavage in 5'-ETS of tricistronic rRNA transcript (SSU-rRNA, 5.8S rRNA, LSU-rRNA). The transcript has 21 exons. Gene Ontology annotation, molecular function: U3 snoRNA binding; protein binding. The record is from RefSeq and is a predicted model, not a curated record. NCBI's taxonomy places the organism in Eukaryota, Metazoa, Chordata, Mammalia, Carnivora, Otariidae. The coding region runs from base 78 to 2576 and encodes 832 amino acids. Gene Ontology annotation, cellular component: nucleolus; small-subunit processome; 90S preribosome.
CGCGCCGGCAGUAAGGAGUGGCGCCCCUGUUUCUCUCACGCGGCGGCGGCGGCGGCGGCGGCGGCGGCGACGACGACAUGGGGGAGCCCGUGGCGGGGGUGGGCCGCUUCAAGGCCAACUAUGCUGUGGAGCGCAAGAUCGAGCCUUUCUACAAGGGCGGGAAGGUGCAGCUGGACCAGACUGGGCAGCAUCUCUUCUGCAUUUGUGGUACCAAAGUCAACAUCUUGGAUGUGGCCUCAGGGGCCGUGCUGCGGAGCCUGGAGCAGGAGGACCAGGAGGACAUCACUGCCUUUGAUCUCAGCCCUGACAACGAGGUGCUGGUAACAGCCAGCCGGGCACUGCUUCUGGCUCAGUGGGCCUGGCGAGAGGGCAACAUCACCCGCCUGUGGAAGGCAAUACACACAGCCCCUGUGGCCACUAUGGCCUUUGACCCCACUUCCACACUGCUAGCCACAGGCGGCUGUGACGGGGCAGUGCGUGUCUGGGACAUUGUGCGGCACUAUGGGACACACCACUUUCGGGGCUCACCAGGGGUCGUACACUUGGUGGCCUUCCACCCGGACCCCGCACGCCUGCUGCUCUUCUCCUCAGCUGCAGACGCCACCAUCCGUGCGUGGUCACUGCAGGACCAAUCGUGCCUGGCUGUGAUGACUGCCCACUACAGUGCUGUCACCUCACUGACCUUUAGCACUGAUGGCCACACCAUGCUUAGCUCAGGCCGCGACAAGAUCUGUGUCGUCUGGGACGUGCAGAGCCACCAGGCCACAAGGACGGUGCCAGUGUUUGAGAGCGUGGAGGCGGCCGUGCUGCUGCCAGAGGAGCCAGCGCCUGGGCUGGGUGUGAAGUCUGAGGGCCUGCACUUCCUGACAGCUGGAGACCAAGGUGUGUGUGUCCAGGCCAGGGUGGGCAGCAGGGGCUGGGGGAGGUCUGUGCACUGGAGUGCCAGCAGCCCGCGUUCCCUCACAGGCCUACUACGCGUGUGGGAGGCGGCCUCCGGACAGUGCGUGUGCACACAGCGGCGGCUGCCAGGCCCCAGGCAGGAGCUGACCCACUGCGCUCUGGCCCACCGUGCCGGCCUGCUCCUCGCUGUCACUGCCGACCACAACCUGCUGCUCUACAACGCGUGCUCCCUACGGCUGCAGAAACAGUUUGCUGGCUACAGCGAGGAGGUGUUGGACGUCCGGUUCCUUGGGCCCAAGGACUCCCACAUUGUUGUGGCCUCCAACAGCCCCAGCCUGAAAGUGUUUGAGCUGCAGACAACGGCCUGCCAGAUUCUCCACGGCCACACAGACAUUGUCCUGGCCCUGGAUGUGUUCCGGAAGGGGUGGCUCUUUGCCAGCUGUGCCAAGGAUCAGAGCAUCUGUAUCUGGAGGAUGAACAAGGCUGGCAAGGUGGCCUGUGUGGCUCAGGGCUCCGGGCACACACGCAGCGUGGGCACUAUCUGCUGCUCUAGGCUGAAGGAGACGUUCCUGGUGACGGGCAGCCAGGACUGUACUGUGAAGGUGUGGCCCGUCCCUGAAGCCCUGCUCUCCAAGGGCGCAGCCCCAGACGACGGUCCUGUCCUUCUCCAGGCUCAGGCCACACAGCGCUGCCAUGACAAGGACAUCAACAGUGUGGCCGUCGCCCCCAACGACAAGCUGCUGGCCACAGGCUCACAGGACCGCACAGCCAAGCUCUGGGCUUUGCCGCAGUGCCAGCUGCUAGGUGUCUUCUCCGGCCACCGGCGUGGCCUCUGGUGCGUCCAGUUCUCACCCACGGACCAAGUGCUGGCCACAGCCUCGGCUGACGGUACGAUCAAACUCUGGGCGCUGCAGGACUUCAGCUGCCUCAAGACGUUCGAGGGGCACGAUGCUUCCGUGCUGAAGGUGGCCUUUGUGAGCCGUGGUACCCAGCUGCUGUCCAGUGGCUCUGAUGGUCUCGUGAAGCUCUGGACCAUCAAAAACAAUGAGUGUGUAAAGACUCUGGACGCCCAUGAGGACAAGGUCUGGGGGCUGCACUGUAGCCGGCUGGACGAUCGUGCCCUCACCGGUGCUGGCGACUCCUGCGUCAUCCUCUGGAAGGAUGUGACCGAGGUGGAGCAGGCAGAAGAGCAGGCCAAGCGGGAGGAGGAGGUGGUCAAGCAGCAAGAAUUGGACAACCUGCUCCAUGAGAGACGGUACCUGCGGGCGCUGGGCUUGGCCAUUUCCCUGGACCGGCCCCACACUGUGCUGACUGUCAUUCAAGCCAUCCGGAGGGACCCUGAGGCCUGCGAGAAGCUGGGAGCCACGGUGCUGCGGCUGCGGCGAGAUCAGAAAGAGGCCUUGCUGCGCUUCUGUGUCACGUGGAACACCAACUCGAGGCACUGUCAUGAUGCACAGGAUGUGCUGGGGCUGCUCCUGCGGCACGAGGCCCCGGAAGAGCUCCUGGCCUACCCUGGCAUGCAGGCCUCCCUCGAGGCCCUACUGCCCUACACCGAGCGACAUUUUCAGCGGCUCAGCCGGACACUGCAGGCAGCCACCUUCCUGGACUUCUUGUGGCACAACAUGAAGCUGCCCACCCUCCCUGCGGCCCCCUCUGUGGCUCCCUCAGCUCUCUGAAACAUGCUGCAGGCUGUCCUUUUCUA